This is a messenger RNA of Drosophila grimshawi, 2374 nucleotides long. RefSeq names its product transcription factor grauzone. NCBI's taxonomy places the organism in Eukaryota, Metazoa, Arthropoda, Insecta, Diptera, Drosophilidae. The transcript is spliced from 5 exons. Gene Ontology annotation, molecular function: RNA polymerase II transcription regulatory region sequence-specific DNA binding; DNA-binding transcription factor activity, RNA polymerase II-specific; zinc ion binding. Gene Ontology annotation, biological process: regulation of transcription by RNA polymerase II. The record is from RefSeq and is a predicted model, not a curated record. Gene Ontology annotation, cellular component: nucleus. The coding region runs from base 233 to 2233 and encodes 666 amino acids.
ACUACACUUAUCGGUCGGCUAUCGGUUGGCCACCACAAGUUGCCUCAGCAAGAAAACAUAAAAUUGCUAAUUAUUUAAAAGAAACAAUUCUAAAACAAUCAUAUUCAGCGAAGGUAUUUAAGGACUAGACGCUUCAGCUCUGGCGUUAAGAAAAUCAAUCAUAUUUCAAGCCGCCUAUUUUUGUGAUUUUUGUAAAUGAGAUUCUACAUGCAUACCUAUUAAGUAGUUAAGCAUGGAUGUACCAGUGCCUGAGGCAUGCGUGCUGUGCCUGGAGGAGAAUGCCCUCUCCCUGGACCGCUAUUUGGACAUCUACUCGACGGAGGGCGCACAACUGAAUGUAGUGCAGAUAAUCAACAAGCAUUUUCCCAUGCAGCUGGAUGCAAGCAGGGGAGGUGCACGAAAGAUAUGUACACACUGCUGGGGCACUGUGUCCGCAUUCAAUGCGCUGCACGAGUUUGUCAGCGCCGCACAGAGUUCGCUGCAGGACGCGAAGGUGCUGCCCAUGGAGGAUGAUCCCUUGACGCAGGGCAACUUCAGCGAGGCACCCAAACAGAAUCAGGAGCAAGUCGAACAGAACGGUCGCAAUUUCUUCUAUCCCGAGGUUAAGAUUGAGGAGCAUGAGCUGGAACAGCUGCCAAAAAUAGAGGUGCUCGAAAGCACGACCAGACCGCAAACGGUGGAUGUUGAUGCGUCUCCAGUGAGACGAUUGCGCAAGCGCGUCAAGGCCGAAGCUGAAACACCAAGUGUGGAGGCGUGUGAAGACAGCAAUCAGGAUUCAACCAUACCCACUGAGGCGCCGAAAAAGCGUCGCGGGCGACCGCGUAAAAUAGACUUAAUCCUCAAGGACUCGCCAAAUGUCACGCAAGCUGAACCAACUGUUGACUUAGAUGCAGAUUUAAAAGCAGAACCACUUGCCGAUCUUAGCGACGAUGAUCAGGAUCAGGAUUUCUCCAGCCAACUCGAUGAUGGUGUCGCGCGCAGCGAGGAUAGCAGCGAUGAGGAGAGUUCAGAGAGCGAUGACGAUUCCGAUUUUACGGUGGACAAGCCCAGCGAAAGCGAUUUCGCUGUCAUACCGAAGCGGACGACAGUGCGGCCCAAGAAAUACAAGAAGCGGACGAAGCCGGCGGAGCCGAAAGUCCGCAAAUCUCGCGAGCAGCAGGAACAGCGCAAGAAGCAACAAGAGGAAUUCGAUGGCAUCAUUGCCAAGUUCUUUAACGACGUGUUGCCGUGCUCCAUUUGCAAUCUGUUGGUCCAUAAUUUUACGGAAAUGCAACGACAUCAUCGUCUCACACAUCAGGUAGAUCCGGGCUAUGUGAUUUGCUGCGGCCGGAAGUUCACGCAGCGCAAGGUGCUUGCCGAGCACGUGCUGGUGCACUGGAAUCCGGAUCACUUCAAGUGCACAACCUGCGAGAAAUCAUUCCAAAACUCACGACAUCUGGAGUCGCAUCAGCAGAUACACAUGGCCAAGCUCUCCUUCCAAUGCGAAAUAUGCUCAAAGGUCUUCACCAGCAAAACGGCCAUCGAGUAUCAUAAGCUGAACAAACAUGUGCCCAAAUCCGAGUUCAAAUUCACGUGCACAGAGUGCAAUAAGAAAUUCCUGACCGAACGCAAGCUGAAGAAUCACAUGAACUCCAUGCACGAUCCAGAACGGAUAAUCAUAUGCGACAAGUGCGGCAAGCAGAUGCGCACCAAAAUCAUUUUGAAAAAGCAUCAGGAGCUCAUGCAUUCGGACACGCCGCGACCGGAGCCAGAGUUGAAGCAGUGCCAGAUCUGUGGUGCCUGGCUGAAAGGCAUGACCGGUCUGAAGCAGCACAUGAAGAGCAUUCACGUGGAAAGCGCCGGCGAGCAUCGUUGUCAUGUGUGCAGCAAGGUUUCACCGAAUGCCCGCGCUCUGCGUCGCCAUAUUUAUCACAAUCACGAAUGCGAGCGCAAGUUCAAGUGUACCAUGUGCCAUAAGGCAUUUAAACGACCCCAAGAACUAAAGGAGCACACAUCCACGCACACCGGCGAGGUUCUAUAUACGUGUCCAAACUGUCCGAUGACGUUCUUCUGCAGCGCCAACAUGUAUAAGCAUCGGCAGCGUUUGCAUCGGGCACAGUACGAGGCGGACAAGAAUCAGCCAAAGCCACCCAAUAUUCUGCAGCAGGCGGUGGGUGCCACAGCCGCCAUGAAGAUGCAACGCAUUCAGCACACGACUGUGGCCAGCAUAGAAUCGGACUUGAAGCAUUUUUAGACCAUAGAAUUCAUAUGUAUUAAGUCCUUUAGUUUACUUAUUUUUUUAAACUAUAGUCAGAGUUUAACUUAGCAUUUUGUAAUGUAAUGUGUAAUGUAAUGAAAGAAAUUAAAGAAAUGUCGAUGUCGACGCACUUUGAUA